GGUGGAUUGGGUGAAUUGGGUGAAUUAGGUGAAUUAGGUGAAUUGGCUGAAGUGAGUUAAUGACUGGGGCUAUAUACCACCCGCCAGACGAUACGAUUCACUAUAUACCACAUGAUAGAAGCGACGAGCCCCUUCUCCAGCCCCGAGAUACAUCUCCGGAACUCCCAUCCGCAUUCGCUCUUCCGGAAUCAUCGCUUGUCCGUCUGUGCAUCUCCAACGCCCUCGACAGGCCGUCCUCGCCCCCAUUGUUCCGCAUCGCUCCGCAUCGUUUCGCAUGUCGCUCCAUCGUUGUCUCGGGUCAAUUCGGCGGCUCGGCGUUUGUGCGUUGAAAUCGGGCCAUCGGCUCGCCGUCGCCUCGCCCCCAACUCUCGCUCGCAUCUGCCUUCGACCCUCCGCCGUGCGUUUCAAAUCCUCGUCUCCCAAGCCCAACCCCAUGUCCAUCGGCAAGUCGGAAUCCGAAUGGCAGGCCAUCCUGACGCCCGAGCAGUUCAGGAUCCUGCGGCAGAAGGGAACCGAGCCACCUGGAACCGGCAAAUACAACAAGCAUUACGCUAAAGAAGGAGCCUAUUGCUGUGCUGGAUGCGGUGCUCCCCUCUACGAGGCCAAGACCAAGUUUGACUCGGGUUGCGGCUGGCCGGCCUUUUACGAAGGCAUCCCGGGCGCCAUCAACCGAACGGAUGACUUCAGCCACGGAAUGGUCCGCACCGAAAUCACCUGUGCUGCCUGUGGUGGACACCUUGGCCAUGUCUUCAAGGGCGAGCGAUUUGGUAACCCCAUUGACGAGCGCCACUGCGUCAACAGCAUCAGCAUCACCUUCAAGGACUAGAGCAGCGACUUGGUCCCUGUCGUCACCAUGAAUCGUGAAGCAAAUGCCAGGGAUGGCCCCCCUACUCAUGUGAUGAUUUGCAGAAAUAUUCACCGGCUCUCCAUGAGAUAU
Polychytrium aggregatum is the source of this 937-nucleotide messenger RNA. RefSeq names its product methionine-R-sulfoxide reductase-like protein. The transcript has 5 exons. The record is from RefSeq and is a predicted model, not a curated record. Gene Ontology annotation, biological process: response to oxidative stress; protein repair. The coding region runs from base 275 to 826 and encodes 183 amino acids. Lineage: Eukaryota; Fungi; Chytridiomycota; Chytridiomycetes; Polychytriales. Gene Ontology annotation, molecular function: peptide-methionine (R)-S-oxide reductase activity.